Cyphomyrmex costatus is the source of this 1553-nucleotide messenger RNA. It is a transcript of the gene mrn, whose product is annotated as general transcription factor IIH subunit 4 marionette. Gene Ontology annotation, molecular function: ATPase activator activity; double-stranded DNA binding. The coding region runs from base 150 to 1553 and encodes 467 amino acids. Gene Ontology annotation, cellular component: transcription factor TFIIH core complex; transcription factor TFIIH holo complex. The transcript has 7 exons. Lineage: Eukaryota; Metazoa; Arthropoda; Insecta; Hymenoptera; Formicidae. The record is from RefSeq and is a predicted model, not a curated record. Gene Ontology annotation, biological process: nucleotide-excision repair.
AUUCCGGCGUAAAUGUGAUUAUGUGACCGAUGGAAGCUGCGGCGUGUAAUGACAAAGAAGUUCUGUGAUAAAUAGUAUUAUGUGAAGUAAAAUGUUCGAAGGAUCGAAUACAAAAUAGACCUGAGACCCUGAGACGUAAUAUCAGUAACAUGUCUAGUUCGGUAACUGGCAAGAACCUGUUACGGCCGAACAGCCUACAGUGUACAAAUCUACAGGAAUAUUUAAAAUCUCGUAGCUCCGACACUUUGAAUAAACUGUAUCACAAGCCUCCUAUAUGCUUAGCUGUAUUCCGUGAAUUACCUGUCAUUGCUAAGCAUUAUGUUAUGAGACUGGUGUUUGUUGAGCAACCAGUACCACAGGCAGUUAUAGCAUCCUGGUGUUCCAAGCUCUAUUUCGAGGAGCAUCAGAAGGUGGUACAAAUCUUGAAUGAGCUGUAUGUGUGGAAGGAAGCAUCCAUACCUGGUGGACUACCGGGCUGGAUCUUGAACAAUACCUUCAAGAAGAACUUAAAAAUUGUACUGCUGGGUGGUGGCAAGCCUUGGACCAUGUCGAAUCAGCUGGAAAUCGACAGUAAGCCGCGAGACGUGGCCUUUCUGGAUUCUUAUGCAUUGGAAAGGUGGGAGUGUGUCUUACAUUACAUGGUUGGUUCUCAGCAGCAGGAGGGCAUAUCUGCCGAUGCUGUAAGGAUUCUUUUACAUGCUGGUUUAAUGAAGAGAGAUGAAGCUGAUGGAAGCCCAAUUAUAACGCAAGCUGGUUUUCAGUUUCUGCUUUUAGACACAGCUUCACAGGUAUGGUAUUUUAUUUUACAAUAUCUUGACACAAUUGAAGCACGUGGUCUUGAUUUGGUAGAGUGUCUUACCUUUCUGUUUCAAUUAAAUUUUUCCACUCUUGGUAAAGAUUAUAGUACCGAAGGCAUGUCCGAAGGGCUCUUAACAUUUUUACAACAUUUAAGAGAAUUCGGGCUUGUAUAUCAACGAAAACGCAAAGCAGGAAGAUUUUAUCCGACUCGAUUAGCAUUAAACAUCGCUACUGGUGAAACUAAACCUUUAACCAGAGAUAUAGACAAGGAAGGGUAUAUAGUUGUGGAAACAAAUUAUCGAGUUUAUGCUUAUACGAAUUCAAACUUACAAGUUGCAUUGCUUGGACUUUUCUGUGAAAUGUUGUAUAGGUUUCCAAAUUUAGUUGUUUCAAUAUUAACAAGAGAUUCGGUAAGACAAGCAUUGAAAAGUGGAAUAACUGCUUCUCAAAUAGUAGGCUAUUUGCAGCAACAUGCACAUAGUAAAAUGAUAGAGGCAGGACCACCUAUAUUACCGCCUACAAUUGUAGAUCAAAUUAAACUAUGGGAGAAUGAAAGAAAUAGAUUUGUGUUCAGUGAAGGUGUUCUAUAUAGUCAAUUUCUUUCACAAACUGACUUUGAAGUUCUUAGAGAUCAUGCGGUUUCAACCGGAGUAUUAAUUUGGCAAAGUGAAAGAAAAAGGACCAUGGUGGUUACCAAAGCUGGCCACGAUGAUGUGAAAAAGUUUUGGAAACGAUAUUCAAAAGGCUCAAGUUAA